UGUCACAGCACAGGAAUCUCUUUCGCAUUGUUCUGUCUUUCAACAUCCUUCCCUUUCUUCUUCUCCCCACCUAACCUCGCUAUUUAAAAGUAAAACUCCCCAUUUUCCUGUUCUAUUCGAAUCCCUAAACCGACCUCCCCAAGGCCAUUGCGUUCCGCUGCUCAUUGCAGGGAUUCGCGUUCUCUAGCUAGAAAAUAGUCGUGAUCUCGAGUUGGAGAAGCCUGCUUGCGAGGUAAUCGGAAAUCGAAAGUCGGAAAUCUAUAGAGAGAAGAGCACAGAAGAGCAAGGUGUAGCAACUUUGAUGCAUCGUUAAGUGAGUUGCGACCCCAGGGAGGCGAUGCUUGAUUGGUUGCACUGGAGGGAGGAGAGUGGUCUUCCAUGAAGGUACUGUGCGAUGUUUGCGAGAGGGCAGCGGCGGCAGUGGUCUGUUGUGCCGACGAGGCGGCUCUCUGCUGGGGCUGCGACGAGAAGAUCCACGCCGCCAAUAAGCUUGCCGGGAAGCACCAGCGAGUGCCCCUGCUCCUUGCCAGCUCCAACUCUGCUGCCGCUACUAAUUCAUCUUUGCAAAUCCCUACUUGUGAUAUUUGCCAGGAGAAACCUGGGUAUUUCUUCUGCUUGGAGGACCGAGCAUUGCUGUGUCGACAGUGCGACGUGGCCAUCCACACAGCCAGCCCCCACGCUUCUUCGCAUCAGCGUUUCCUGAUCACUGGUGUGCGAGUUGCACUCGAACACCAUCGCACCCAUGGUUUCGACAUUAACAACAGUGGCAGCGACGGCAACAGCACAAACAGUAACAACAGCAGCAGCAGCAUCCCUCUUGCAUCCCUCGUGCCCACUGAUUCCAUUGCAGACAAGAAACUUCAAGAGGAUUUUAAGACGCAGUGGCCUUGGAAUGAGUUUCUCGACAGUUUCGAAUUCGAUCCUUACGGGUUAUCGGGGCCAGGUUCAUCCAGCUAAAACCCGAUCCAGGGAAGUUGAACGAAAUGAUUGGAAGUUGUUUAACCGUCCGAUUGAUCCUUUCUUGAAUCUUGACUGCUUUUAAUUUUGUAUUAAAAAAUUAUACCUUUUUAUAUAAAAAAACAUUUAUCAUGUACUUAAAAUUUAUCUAUAAAUACUAACGCAAUAUAAAUUAUAAA
Zingiber officinale is the source of this 1136-nucleotide messenger RNA. RefSeq names its product B-box zinc finger protein 22-like. Gene Ontology annotation, molecular function: zinc ion binding. NCBI's taxonomy places the organism in Eukaryota, Viridiplantae, Streptophyta, Magnoliopsida, Zingiberales, Zingiberaceae. The transcript has 3 exons. Gene Ontology annotation, biological process: photomorphogenesis; regulation of DNA-templated transcription. Bases 379 to 957 code for a protein of 192 amino acids. Gene Ontology annotation, cellular component: nucleus. The record is from RefSeq and is a predicted model, not a curated record.